AUGUCCUACCAACGACCCCAGGACCCUUACAUGCACUCCAACGCCUCUCAGUACGACGAGCGUUACCAACAGGGUGCCUACCAGCAGCAAGGCUAUGGCAACCAGACCCCUAGCGGCUACCGUGACUACCCUGACCAUGCCUCGGGCUACCAGGGCUCCUACAAGGAGUCCUCUGAGGGCCUCUACAGCAGCCAGGCACCUGGUGUAGGUGCAGGUGCGGGCUAUGGCCAGCAGCGCAACGCUGCUAGCAACGCCGCCGCCACCUACUCGUACGCCAAGCCCAAGCGCGGCGUCUCCAAGUGGAUCAAGUUUGGCAUUCCCCUGCUCAUCCUUAUUAUUGCUGGUGCUGUUCUCGGCGGUAUCUUCGGCGCGCGCGCCUCCAAGAACAACAACAACAACAACAACUCGUCCAGCGGUAGCAGCAACAGCGGCAGUGGCAGCAUCGGCAGCGGCUCGACGCCCAACGUCCAGGGUGCUGCCCUCUCCGCCGCACAGCAGGCUGCCAAGAACGGUGGUAACAACAUGCUCUUCUACCAGGGCACCGACGCGUACGGAAACCCUUCCUAUGUUUCGACGUACGUCGACACUUCCGCGCCCAAUUACAACGGUGCCGCUCACAACCAGUCGUGCUCCGACUCGUGGUCCGCCACCAACAGCCUCACCAACCUGCGCCCUCACCCUCGCAUCAUGACCACCAAGGCCGAGUGGGACUGCUUGCCCAACAAGAUCGCUAACGACGCCUACCUUACCGUGUGGAACACCACCAUCUUCAACAACGCUACUAAGUGGGCUGCGGAGCCUUUCGUCGCCUACGUCGCCGACGGUGGCUUUGAUGGUUCCGGUAUCCUCGACGUCAGCCGAGCCAUUCAGAUGCGUGUCAAAGCCUGGGCUUAUGCUUACAAGCUGUCGAACAACACCAUGUGGAAGGACCGUCUCUACGCUGAGCUCAACAAUGCUGCCGGCAACACCAACAACGAAUUCGGUCAAAACGGCACCCGCUGGAACUCCGCCCACUUCCUCGACACGGCCGAAAUGACCUCUGCCUUCGCCAUGGCCUACGAUUGGCUCUACAACGAUUGGAAUGUCACCCAGCAGGCCAUGAUCCGCAACGCCAUCGUCCAGUACGGUCUCUGGCCCGGUCUCAACCAGUACGCCACUGACAGCGGUUGGUGGAAGUUGCCGAACAAUGGUGACGGUAAUUGGAACUGCGUCUGCAACGGUGGUCUGCUCACCGGUGCGCUCGCCAUCCGCGGCGACGGCGAUGCCAACGCCACCGCCACCGCCGACAACAUCAUCAAUUUGGCGCUCACCAACAUGAAGGCGAACUGCAUGCGAGGCGCCUACGACGACGGCACAUGGUCCGAGACCGCCAAUUAUUGGUACUUUGGCACCAACGCCCAAGCUCGCGCCCUCUCCGCCCUCAUCUCGGCUACGGGCACGGACCAAAACCUGAUGGCGCAGAACCCCAACUGGUACAAGACCUCGGCCUUCCACAUGUACGUCUCGGGCCCCGGCGGUCUCUUCGCCUACGGUGACAACGGCCCCAACAAGUUUGCCACCACGGCCAACCAGCUUAUGCUCUACUCGAAGCUGUCGGGUGAUGCCCGCCCUGCCGUCUACCAGCGUGACCGUGCCGACGCCUCGUUUGACCCUUUGAGCAUGUUCUGGUACGAGCCGACCGCCAAAGGUGCUUUCUGGAACGGCCUUCCGCUUGACCGGUUCUUUAACGAUGUCCGCGGAUCGUGGGCCAGCAUGCGCAGCUCGUGGACCGACCCCAGCGCUGUAUUUGUCGGCAUCAAGGCCUCGAACCUCACCGGUCACCAGACGCAUGGUGAUCUGGAUGCCGGUGACUUUGUGCUCGACGCGUUAGGAACCCGAUGGGCUGGCGAGUACGGCAGCGGCAACUACCUUUCGACUGACUACUUCAAGAACGAGACGCAGGAUUCGGCUCGAUGGACUUACUACCGCAAGGCCACCGACGGCCAGAACACGUUGACAAUCAACAUGCAGAACCAGAAUGUCGCCAACUGUCUCCCUACCAACCAGUUCAACACGACGGGUGUUGCGCAGAGCGGCGACCUCAGCUUCAAGCCCGCCACCACGGACGCCGUGCAGUUCAUCAGCGACUUGAGCAGCUGCUACAGCCAGCCCGCCGGCACAGUGCAGCGCGGUAUUCGCAUGCUCAACGGCCGCCGACAGGUGCUUGUCCAGGACGAGAUUGCCCAGUCGAGCCAGAUCACCGACGUGCAGUGGCGCGUGCAAACCAACGGCACCGUCACAGUCUCGUCGGACGGAAAGACGGCCACGCUGACGCAGAGCUCCAUCACCGACCCCAACGCCGCUACAGGCCUCAAGGUCAGCCUUGGCGGUACCAAGACGAUGAAGGUACAGAUUCUGAGCCCUUCAAAUGCCGUCUUCACCACGGAUGGCCCUCCCGCCACCCGUAUCUACGGCAUUGCUGUCUCCAGUGCGGCUCCCGAGGACUCGGACAUCCCCAACACGGGCGUGACUGCGCUGCAGAUCGAGCUGGGCGGCACUCAGUCUGGCUCGCAAACGGUGCAGGUGCUGUGGCAGCCGCAGUGGGACUCGCUCUCGGCCGCCGACCAGGCUACGCCCAAAUCGGUUCCGCUCAGCCAGUGGACGCUGACCUCGCACAACUAG
Molecule: messenger RNA, 2661 nt
Organism: Sporisorium graminicola
Lineage: Eukaryota; Fungi; Basidiomycota; Ustilaginomycetes; Ustilaginales; Ustilaginaceae
Exons: 1
Coding region: 1-2661 (886 amino acids)
Molecular function (GO): lyase activity
Source: RefSeq, a predicted model, not a curated record